AUGCAUGAAAUCCAUGUUUUGUUAGUUGAUCAUGACGCAGAAGCCCUAAACAUAGCAAAACAGCUCGAAAUGUGGCAGUAUAAAGUGAGUUGUGCUGAACUUGCUUCUCCUGCUAUACCGAUGCUUGCAAAUGCGAAAUUCGAUGUUGUGAUGGCAAACAUCAACUCUCCUGAUCCCCAUGGAUUUAAGCUACUUCUACAACAUGCACUCAACAUGUGGAUGGCCGAUGAUAAUGCGUUCGUGGCGAUGAGGGCCCUCGAAAAUGGAGCAUUCCUUUGCAUCAAGAAGCCUCCACCAAUGGAGUUUCUCAGAAGCCUAUGGCAACAUGUUAUGAGGGAGAAGGGCAAAUUUAAGACUCGGAGUAGAGGUAGAUAUGACGAUUACGACGGAGAGUAUGAUUCAGAUAACAAUAUUAUGAGCCAAAAUGGUAAUGUGAGGAGAAAGAUGUGUACCGAGUGGACUCAAGAGCUGCACGCCAAGUUCAUGAAUGCAGUCGAACAACUUGGUGAAGGAAGUACUGGUGGAUUGAUUGAGUUCAUUUAUAGGGUGUUUCCCAAAAGAGAUCUUAGAGUUGAUGAACGAGCCCGGCUUAACCAGAAUGCAAGUCGCAAGCCAUCUCCAAGUUUGUUUCUCUUCUAUUUGUAG
This is a messenger RNA of Salvia miltiorrhiza (redroot sage), 645 nucleotides long. Its product is annotated as two-component response regulator ARR10-like. Gene Ontology annotation, biological process: phosphorelay signal transduction system; cytokinin-activated signaling pathway. Lineage: Eukaryota; Viridiplantae; Streptophyta; Magnoliopsida; Lamiales; Lamiaceae. The transcript has 5 exons. The record is from RefSeq and is a predicted model, not a curated record. Bases 1 to 645 code for a protein of 214 amino acids.